AUGGAGAACAACUUCUUCCUCAACGCCGGAAUCCCGCCCUCGCUGCACUUUGAACCGGCGCAGUCAAUGCCCUCGUGGCGUUCUUUGUCAACUGCAAUGGACAUUCAAUCCGCCGACCAGAAUUGCUCGUCGGCGCGAUCGCCGGAGUGCUUCUACAACCCCAACUGGGAAAAACACUCAACCGACCACCAAAAUGUCCAUUUCGAGUCUGCCCUGAGCUCAAUGGUGUCGUCUCCGGUGGCCUCCAACUCCAACAUCUCAAAUGAAAGCGUUGUCAUUAGAGAACUCAUAGGGAAGCUCGGCAGCAUUGGCAACAGUUCCAAUGAGAUCUCGGCGACCAUUCCGGCUAACAAUUCUUACAUGGGCGGUGGAAAUGGUAGCACCAACACUUCAUGCUACAGCACUCCUCUGAAUUCACCUCCUAAGCUGAACUUGCCGAUGAUGGAUCAUUUGGCCAAGGAGAAGCUUCCCAGUUUGGGAAAGACUUCGAUGCCAUUGAACUCCAGCGUGGCGGAGUUCUCAGCUGAUCCUGGAUUUGCAGAGAGGGCGGCAAAGUUCUCGUGCUUCGGAAGCAGGAGUUUCAAUGGUAGAACCAGCCAGCAGCUUGGAACUCACACCAACAAUUCUGAAGUGGUUUAUAGAUCUAAUCAACUAAUGGGAAAUGGGAAUAAACUCCCUAGAGUUUCGAGCAGUCCUUCUCUUAAGGCGCUUGGAUCUCAGACAGAGCAGAGGAACUCACAAUUGCCCAAUUCUAGAGAAGAGUCCAAAUCCACAGUAGUGUCUGAGCACCAAAUGGGGGAGACAGGGAUGGUACCUUCUUCUUCCACUGAUUUGAGUUCCAGGAAAAGAAAAGCAGCUUCCAAGGGAAAAGCCAAGGACCCAAUAAAGGUGGCUGAAGCUAGUGAUGUUUCGGAAUUGAAUGCCAAGCGUUGCAAAGCAAACGAGAACGGGAACAAUGAAGAUGGCUCUGUUAAAGCAGAGGAAGACACAAAGGGAAGUACUAGUUCCGAUGAGAAACAAGGUAAGACCGGUGCAAAGCCACCGGAGCCGCUCAAGGACUAUAUUCAUGUACGAGCAAGAAGGGGCCAAGCCACUGACAGCCAUAGUUUAGCCGAAAGGGUUCGAAGAGAGAAGAUCAGCGAAAGAAUGAAGCUUUUACAAGAUCUUGUGCCGGGUUGCAACAAGGUGACCGGAAAGGCACUCAUGCUAGAUGAGAUUAUAAAUUACGUGCAGUCAUUACAGCGCCAAGUUGAGUUUCUCUCCAUGAAGUUGUCUUCUGUGAAUACCAGGCUGGAUUUUAACAUGGAUGCUCUAAUGUCAAAAGAGAUAUUUCAACAACAAAGUAGUUCUUUGCCACACCCAAUAUUCCCAUCAGAUUCCUCGGCACAAGCCAUUUAUGGUCACCAGCAAAAUCCAGCACAUUGCUCAGUGGACCCUUUAGAUUCUGCACUAUGCCAAAGCCUUGGGAUGCAAUUACCUCCCCUUAAUGCUUUUAGUGAAGCUAUGCCUCAGUAUCCAGCAUUUGGUGAAGAUGACCUGCAGACCAUUGUGCAGAUGGGUUUUGGCCAAAAUACGAACAAGGAAACUGAGUUUCAUGGUUCAAACCAAGCGUCCCACAUGAAAAUUGAGCUCUGACUACCAUAAUGUCAGUCCUUGAUAAUGGAGAGAAGGGCUGCUGCUGCUGUUGUUGUAUAUACAAGAUAUAAAAUUUGAAGAACAUUGAAUCAAGGCUACUGUUACUAAGCCUUUUAUCCAUUGCUUGGUACCAAGCCUCCAUUGAAGAGGAGCAUUAUUUUUUUACUGUCUUAAUCAUUUUCAUCUUCUUUUGCCAAUGUAAUUUUGGUUGCCUAAUUUUUUUCUGGGGAGAGCUUUGUUAUAAAGUAUCCACUGUAAGAUAACAA
Messenger RNA from Fragaria vesca subsp. vesca, 1901 nucleotides. Its product is annotated as transcription factor bHLH62-like. Gene Ontology annotation, cellular component: nucleus. The coding region runs from base 1 to 1635 and encodes 544 amino acids. NCBI's taxonomy places the organism in Eukaryota, Viridiplantae, Streptophyta, Magnoliopsida, Rosales, Rosaceae. The transcript has 7 exons. Gene Ontology annotation, biological process: regulation of DNA-templated transcription. Gene Ontology annotation, molecular function: protein dimerization activity; DNA-binding transcription factor activity. The record is from RefSeq and is a predicted model, not a curated record.